Tetranychus urticae (two-spotted spider mite) is the source of this 2591-nucleotide messenger RNA. Its product is annotated as rho GTPase-activating protein 15. Gene Ontology annotation, biological process: regulation of GTPase activity; signal transduction. The record is from RefSeq and is a predicted model, not a curated record. Lineage: Eukaryota; Metazoa; Arthropoda; Arachnida; Trombidiformes; Tetranychidae. Gene Ontology annotation, cellular component: cytoplasm. Gene Ontology annotation, molecular function: protein binding.
AUCCAUGAAUCCAAGAGAUGUAAACAACAUAAAAACAAAUCUUACACUAUUCUUUUGUAAUUGAAUGUAUAAUUUUUAUUUCAAGUUUUAAACUUUUUUUUGUGACUGUGGUAAAUCAACUUUGUUCCCGUUGUUAAUUAAUCCCUCAGUUGACGUGCAUCAUGUCAAUUGAUUUUAACUCAUUUCAUCGACCAGAAUCAGUUUCUCGGAUUACAGGUAGAUCAAAAUGGCAAAUGUCUCCAAUACCCGAAACGGGUACAAAUCCAAAUAGAGUAUUACUAAACCACUGGUCAGAAUAUAUUCACUUUUCUGGCCGUAAAUAUUAUUAUAAUUCAGUGACCAAGCAAUCAUCCUGGAAACCACCAAGACGUGGACUAUCUAUUUGGUUCUGUAAAUAUGAUGAUUCUGGAGGACUCUAUUUUUUGGAUGAAAACGAGGAUCGCUCUCAUUGGCAUUUACCUGAUCUUAUCACCGAUGAAGAGUCUGAUAGAGAGUGUCAAUCUCAAAGUGAUGCAUCUGAAUGUUAUUCCCCAAUCACCAAAGAUUUACCUGAUAAUGAUAAUGGCAAUUCAGCUUCUUUUUCAUCCCCCUCGACCGUUUCAAGGUUUAAAAAUGAUGGAAGUCUGAGACUACCCAUAAGAAAAAACUAUGUUAAUGAUUUAUCGCCCAUCGAACGCUCCUUCAAAGCUAAAUCCAUGGUUUUUCUACCCACUGGAGAUAAAUUUGUAAACAUUGACUCAGAUUUGGAGGAAAGGUCGUCAACAACAACCAUCAACGAAACCUAUUCAAAUAAAUCAAGCAAUAACAACAACAUCAAUAAUAACAACAACAACAACAACAAUCACCAUCAUCACCAUCACCAUCAAAAUCGUAAUCACAAUUACCACCACCAUCACCUUCAUAAUCAUUAUCACAAUAGUAGUUUUAAUCACAAUCUCAAUUCUCAUCACACACCAAUUCCUCCAGUUCCGGAAAAUUUGGAAGAGUCAAGAGCUUUUAAAACAGGAAUCAUGAAUCGGACCAAAAUAAUGGAAAAUGGCAAACGACUUCGUAAAAAUUGGUCUACCAGUUUGGUUGCCUUAACUGAUCAUUAUCUUCUGAUAUUCAAAGACGCAAAAAUAAAUUCUCAUCAAGAGGAAAACCUCAAACCUGAGAUUGCUGUUGAAUUGGGAGGAUCUUUGAUUGAAUGGAGUCAAGGUUUAUCCAGUCGUAAAAAUGUCUUCCAACUAACAACUUUCACGGGAAACCAGAUAUUAUUACAAGAAGAUUGUUCAUUAACUGCCGCUGAAUGGUUCUACUCUAUCAAAAGUGCCAUAUCGAAAUUGCCUAAAUGUGAUGGUACAGCCACUAUUGGUACCGAUUCCUUGGAAUCUAAUAAGGAAUGUAAAUUAAAACGAUCUAAAUCAACUAAACAAUCCUGUAAAAAGAUUGAAAUUAAUCAAAAAGUAAACACCAAAAAUGGUCCUGUUGGUGAUGAUAAGAUUACUCCAGAGAAGAACAAGAAAAUUCGUGAAAGACUGAUCAACUUUCUCUUGCGUCGACCAACUUUGGAUAGUUUACGAGAAAAGGGUAUUUUUAAAGAUGAACCAGUCUUUGGUUGUGACCUUUACUCAUUAUGUUCAAGGGAGAAACAAUUGGUGCCUAAAGUUGUUCAACAAUGUAUCAAAGCAAUUGAACAAAAAGGACUCAGAUCUGAUGGUAUUUAUAGGGUUUGCGGUAAUUUAUCGGAGGUCCAGAAAAUACGAUAUCAAGUUAAUCACGACGAUUAUGAAGGAAUCUGGGCUCAGGAAGAUGUUCAUGUACUAACAGGCGCUUUGAAAUUAUUUUUCCGAGACAUGAAAGAACCUUUAUUCCCAUGUAAUCGGUUUGAUUCAUUAAUGUUUACAAUAGGUUUACCAGAUAAAAAGAAGAAACAAGAAGCUAUUGUCAGGGUUAUCCGAGAUUUGCCCAAAUGUAAUAAGGAGACGCUGAAAUACCUUUUAAAGCACCUUUUGAGAGUUCAAGAUCAUAAGGAUGAGAAUCGAAUGCACAUUCAAAAUUUGGCAAUCGUUUUUGGACCAACUCUAAUGUGGCCUGAAACGGACUCUAAUAACUUGGCUUACGAUAUGAUGUUGAAAAUGCAUUCGAAUCAAGUUAUCGAGCUACUUCUCCUGGAAUUUGAAAACAUCUUCAGAUGAAGAUUUUUUGAUUGGAUAAUUACGAGGAUCUUCACAAUGAUUUACAAGUGAUCUGAUUAAACAUAAAAUUUAUUAAACAACAUCAUCUCAUCAACAUAUCCAUACAAUCAAAAAGGAAUUAUUGAAAACUUUAAGAAAUCUCGAUGACCAGUUCUAAAUCAUAUUAUAUUGAAAUUAUUAUCAUUUUGUCAUAUUUUCAUAACAUGUAAUCCUUCCUUUUCUUAAAAGCUUGCUGGAUUUCUAGAUUUGACUUAUGAUCACAAUAUCGUGAACUUUAUUAUAGCUAAAAAUUAAUUUAAAACAAAACUCAGUUGAAAAGAUGAAUCUUUUAGAAAUUUUAAAAUGAUGCUAAACAUUAAUUAUUUUUUUAACGCAAAAAUCUAUUAAAUUUUCAACAAUUUUAGGAUGUUUAAA